Sus scrofa (pig) is the source of this 3054-nucleotide messenger RNA. RefSeq names its product SEC61 translocon subunit alpha 2 (gene SEC61A2). Gene Ontology annotation, cellular component: membrane. Gene Ontology annotation, biological process: protein transport. NCBI's taxonomy places the organism in Eukaryota, Metazoa, Chordata, Mammalia, Artiodactyla, Suidae. The record is from RefSeq and is a predicted model, not a curated record.
GACCUCCGCCGAGGCGCCGCCAGUGCGAGGCCUCGCCAGGCCAGUUGCAGGGACCCGACCUGGAGGCCCAGGAUCUAAGUUCAGUGGGUGGCGAGGAGCGGAGGACCGCGCGGGGAGGCCAUUGGUUUCGGGGGCGGGGAGUUAGGCAACCGGGCGAAAACUGGACCACUGUUAAUUUUUCAGGGGCUUUGGAAACUCAUAUUUUUAUUCCCAAGUCACCCUUCCUUGGUAUGUUAGUUGUGACGAGUGAAGCUCCCUGAUUUGUUUCAUUUUUUUUAAAAGCGAUGCAUGGCGUGUGUUGUAGGCGAGGAAAGGAGGUUGGUGGUAUAGCAUUUUCCUUAAAUUUUGUAUUUAAGUCAUUCUGUAAGCAUUUACUGAAAACUCAGCAUAAGGGCAUAUAAGCUUUGGGGACAAGGCCUUGUAUAAUGGGGAUCUUUUGAGGGCCGUCUCCCGAACGCAACACCACGUAUCUUCGCAAAUAUUCUUACAUAGCUGUUCGGGUGAUUGUUGGAUGAAUGGAUUACCGCAAACCCAAGCUGUGCACCCAUUGGCCAGCCAACUAGGAGACAUUUGGGGAAGCUAGGAAGGAAGUAGGGGCGACACUUGGGCUUGAAUUUUCAGUAUAAAGGGUUAAAUUUUGCAACACAGGAGUAGACAAGUGGCAGACAAAAGCAUUGCUUGAACCUGAACACUCCAACGCAUGUGAUCAUAAGCCAAGAAACCUGGGAGGGCACGUGGUUGAAAUGGGAACGAAAAGGGGUGACGGGGAUUCCAGGACAUUUCCUGAUGGGAUUGACGUUGGUUCUGCAUUGGAGAUGAACAUUUUCCAUAAUUCACAUUUACUUUCAAAGUCAUCUGAAAUGUCAAAUUUUUAGAAGUUAUCAAACCCUUCUGUGCCGUUCUACCAGAAAUUCAGAAACCUGAAAGGAAAAUCCAGUUUAGAGAGAAGGUACUAUGGACUGCUAUAACUCUCUUCAUCUUCUUGGUGUGUUGCCAGGAACUUUAAUGGAGUUGGGUAUCUCCCCAAUUGUAACAUCUGGUUUGAUUAUGCAGUUGUUAGCUGGAGCCAAAAUCAUUGAAGUUGGAGAUACACCCAAAGAUAGAGCCCUAUUCAACGGAGCCCAGAAACUGUUUGGGAUGAUCAUCACCAUCGGCCAGGCCAUCGUGUAUGUCAUGACGGGCAUGUACGGGGACCCUGCUGAGAUGGGCGCCGGGAUCUGCCUCCUGAUCAUCAUUCAGUUGUUUGUUGCUGGUUUGAUUGUGCUGCUGUUAGAUGAGCUGCUACAGAAGGGUUACGGCUUGGGGUCUGGUAUUUCCCUCUUUAUUGCCACCAACAUCUGUGAGACCAUUGUCUGGAAGGCCUUUAGUCCCACCACCAUUAACACUGGCCGAGGUACGGAGUUUGAGGGGGCCGUCAUUGCCCUCUUCCAUCUCCUGGCCACCAGGACAGACAAAGUUCGAGCUUUACGGGAGGCUUUCUACCGUCAGAAUUUGCCCAAUCUCAUGAACCUCAUUGCUACGGUUUUUGUGUUCGCAGUCGUUAUCUACUUUCAGGGCUUCCGUGUGGACCUGCCCAUCAAGUCGGCGCGGUACCGAGGGCAGUACAGCAGCUACCCCAUCAAGCUCUUCUACACGUCCAACAUCCCCAUCAUCCUGCAGUCGGCCCUCGUGUCCAACCUGUAUGUCAUCUCCCAGAUGCUGUCCGUUCGAUUUAGUGGCAACUUUUUAGUCAAUUUGCUGGGCCAGUGGGCUGAUGUCAGCGGGGGAGGUCCUGCUCGGUCUUACCCAGUGGGGGGGCUUUGUUACUACCUGUCCCCCCCGGAGUCCAUGGGCGCCAUAUUCGAGGAUCCUGUCCACGUGGUGGUUUAUAUCAUCUUCAUGCUGGGGUCCUGCGCGUUCUUUUCUAAGACCUGGAUAGAGGUGUCUGGUUCCUCCGCCAAAGAUGUGGCGAAGCAGCUUAAGGAACAGCAGAUGGUGAUGAGGGGCCACAGGGACACCUCCAUGGUUCACGAGCUCAACAGGUACAUCCCCACGGCCGCUGCGUUUGGGGGUUUGUGCAUCGGCGCCCUGUCGGUCUUAGCCGACUUCCUCGGGGCCAUCGGCUCUGGCACCGGAAUCCUGCUUGCAGUCACUAUUAUUUAUCAGUAUUUUGAAAUAUUUGUUAAGGAGCAGGCUGAAGUUGGCGGGAUGGGUGCUUUGUUUUUCUAAAUGUUGCGAUAUUUCUUUGUGUGUGAAAGGGAAGGUAUUUUGACGCAUUGUUUUUGUCAAGUAAUGCGGUCCCCCUCUUCUCCUGCCACAGUUCGUUUUCCAGGGCGAAGCGUCCCAUGUCUGAAAUGGGCACGGAGCUGAGCCCGUGUGCAGCAUGAGUACCAGCUGCCUUAAAACUCAAGUUUACAUUAGUCAGUCAGAAACAUCCACGCAGUGUUGCUUGUGAUGCUGGAAAGCGCUGUACCCGCCUCGCCGUGUUCAGCUGUGACAGCGAGACGGUGCCGGGGAUCAGUUCUGCACACUCAUCCCAGCACUCCCCCUCCCCUAACCCGUCUGAAAAUACACGCCCUUCCAGUUGCCACUUGCCCGUAGCCUGGAGCUUAUUUAAGGAGUUCUGGAACAUUUAUAUCGAAUCCGUACUUGAGAUAUAAUCACUGUUCGUACUCUUUAAACUCACAGUGUCCCCGUUCCCACGUCCCCCCUUUUAUUGGUUCCUCCUCAAAUCCAGCUUUUAGUGUCACCAGUGUCACGUCUGUUCCCAGAAGCAAGUGCUUGUAUGAACAGUUUCCCAUCCCCCUUCCUUCCCAGUGACAGCAGGUAGUGCUGUUGGACUGUAUCGGCUGUGCCUUCCAACGCCAACAAGUCGCUUGAGUCUCUUUCAAGACACCAUGCCCCCAUUUUUUUUUUUAAAUCCCUAAAGCAAAGAUCUAAUGCUCCAGCAGUGUCUCUAGUUGAGUGGGGAGAAAGUGAGUAACUCAUGCUAGGAGUUUGUGUAAGUUGUUGUACUUGACAGCAGCAACAUGAGUGUAAACAGUAGACAAUAAAGUUUUAUUUAAUAAAACUGUC